AUGUCAGAGGGAGUCUAUGAAAACUCAGAUGGAUUUGAAGACGACGAGCCUGAUGCAAUGAAGAACACAGACAUUGAUGGCCAAUUGUAUGCCAACGUAAAAGACUUCAAGCCCAGUCCAAGAGAUGGAGUUGUUGCUUCAGUUUUCCCUUUUACUGAUGGAGUCAUUGGUCAUCACGACUCAACAGAGAGAGACCAGCUACAGACCAGUUACAACAACCUGACUAAAGAGAGAGACCAGCUACAGACCAGUUACAACAACCUGACUAAAGAGAGAGACCAGCUACAGAACAGGAUUAUGUUCUAUGAGAAACCUUGUCUAGCUGGAUGGUGGAAGUUUGGCACCAGCUGUUAUUAUCUCUCCUCCACGAUGAACACAGCUGGGGGCGGUCAGAAGGAGUGCAGAACAAUGGGUGGAGAGUUGGUUGUUAUAACCAGCAGAGAAGAACAGAUAUUUAUCAAUGGAUUUAAGAAGAAUGUCGGGAUUGAUGCAUUUAAAAAAGACGGAACUUGGCAGUGGGUUGACAACACAUCAUUUGCAACUACGUAUUGGAUGGAAGGGGAGCCUAAUAACUUGAAUAACAAGGUGGCUUGUGUUGAGAUCUCACAGACAGCAACAGACCCAUUGAAGAGUUAG
Coregonus clupeaformis (lake whitefish) is the source of this 636-nucleotide messenger RNA. RefSeq names its product CD209 antigen-like protein C. The coding region runs from base 1 to 636 and encodes 211 amino acids. Lineage: Eukaryota; Metazoa; Chordata; Actinopteri; Salmoniformes; Salmonidae. The record is from RefSeq and is a predicted model, not a curated record. The transcript is spliced from 5 exons.